CCUCCAUCAGUGGAGACACGGGGGUGAUCCAUGUGGUGGAGAAGGAGGAGGACCUGAACUGGGUGCUGGCUGAUGGCCCACACCCACCCUACAUGGUCCUGCUGGAUGGGAACCUCUUCAACAGGAGGGUAAUGCAGCAGCUGAAGGGAACCUCACGAGUGUCUGGCCUUGCAGUGGCCAUCACCAAGCCAAGCCCUCCCCAGGGAUUCUCUCCUGGUUUGAAGUGCCCCAAUGAUGGGUUUGGUGUCUAUUCCAAAGACUAUGGCCCUCAGUUUGCACACUGCAAUAACACCGUGUGGAAUCCUGUGGGGAGUGGGCUUUCGUAUGAGGAUUUUGACUUCCCUAUUUUUCUCCUCGAAGAUGCCAACGAGACACAAGUUAUUAAGCAGUGUUAUCAAGACCAUAAUGUCCCUCGUGAUGGAUCUGGCCCUGAGUACCCUCUCUGUGCCAUGCAGCUCUUCUCCCACAUGCAUGCUGUCACCAGCACUGUCACCUGCAUGAGACGCAGCUCCCUCCAAAGCACCUUCAGCAUUAAUCCAGAGGUUGUCUGUGAUCCUCUCCUUGAUUACAACGUGUGGAGCACCUUGCAACCUAUUAAUUCCUCUGGGAAAGUCGAUCCUGAGAAGGAAAUUAUUAUUGUCGCCACACGAAUUGACAGCCACUCCUUCUUCUGGAACAUUGCACCCGGGGCAGAGAGUGCUGUCUCUUCUUUUGUGACCCACUUGGCUGCUGCUGAAGCCCUUCACAAAGCAUCAGAUGUUCAUUUACUGCAAAGGAAUAUAAUGUUCACCUUCUUCCAAGGGGAAACCUUUGAUUACAUUGGCAGCUCACGAAUGGUGUAUGACAUGGAAAAGGACAAGUUUCCUCUCCGCUUGGACAACAUUCAUUCAUUUGUGGAGUUGAAUCAGGUGGCUCUGAGGAAUGACUCUGUUUUAUGGAUGCAUACAGACCCUGUCUCUCGAAUGAAUGAAUCUGUUGAUGUACAGGUUAGAAACUUGCUGGGUAUCCUGAAGAACAGCAGCCUGGGAGCAAAUGUGACUUUGCAGGAAGCUGGAUUCUCACAGCCUCUUCCCCCAUCCUCCUUCCAGCGCUUCCUUCGGGCCCGGCACAUCCCUGGAGUAGUCCUGACUGACCACAGAACCACCUUCCAGAACAGAUACUACCAGAGCAUGUACGACACUCCAGAGAACAUACAGAUGCAAUACCCUGAGGGGCUUAGCCCUGAGAAGACCUUGGAGUAUGUCACUGAUACAGCCAAGUCCCUGGCAGAAGUUGCCACAGUGGUCGCCCGUGCUCUCUACCACCUUGCAGGGGGAGCCAACACCACCUCUGCUGUUCAGGCAGAUCCAAAAACGGUCUCUCGAAUGCUGUAUGGCUUUCUGAUUAAAAUGAACAAUUCCUGGUUUCAGUCCAUCAUUAAACCAGACUUAAAAGGAAUUCUGGGUGAUGUUCCCCAGCACUAUGUCGCUGUUUCCAGCCCUGUGAACACUACCUACCUUGUGCAGUAUGUCCUGGCCAACCUCACGGGUACUGUUGUUAACUUCACCAAGGAUGAGUGCCUGAACCCUGAAAAAUCACCCAACAGUGAGACAGAAAUGUAUGACUAUGCCUGGGUGCAGGGUUUCCUGGAUCCCAACUCGACAUCCCGAGUCCCCUACUGUGUUCGGUCAACUGUUCACCUAAGCAAAGCACUCUCUCCUGCCUUUGAGCUGAGGCAGUGGGGCUCUACAGAGUAUUCCACGUGGACAGAGAGUCGGUGGAAAGAGAUCCGGGCCCGAAUAUUUCUGGUUGCCAGCAGGGAGCUAGAGAUAAUCACUUUGGUUGUGGGCAUUGCCAUUCUGGUCUUCUCUCUCCUGGCCACCUAUUUCAUCAACGCCAAAGCAGAUGUACUGUUUAGCAUCCCCCGGGACCCUGGGGCUGUGGCUUACUGAAGAUGCUCUCAGGGUUUGAGAAGUCUUAGCCCUUGGAUUACAACUGUCAAACAUAAAGCUACACUGGAAUACCCCUGUCUCUGGAUAGGGAUGCAGAUGGUUCUCUCCAGAACUUCCACGCUUGGGUUCUGGGUGCUGAGCUGUAAAAGCAUAAGAGACUUUCCCAGAAAACCGUGCCGACCAAGCCCUAAAGAAACUGUGACUGAGAAGUUCCCAAAGCCUUUCUUUUUAAUUUGUCUUUACUUCUGAGCAACCUGAGAGGAUUGGUCCUGUGCCAGUGAGAUGACAAUGUGAUGGAUGUGUUCCUUAAACGAAGGCAAGGUGGAAAGGGAGAAGGUGUUUUCUCUGGGAUGCAUGUGGACCAGUGGAUUUCCGUGGCAGCACAUGUUGCCUGUUCAUGUCCCAACAGUUGCUGUGAACCUGUGUAUAUUCCAGUGCACAGGUUAUGUUAAACAGAUGAUUAGAUGUAAAAUGUCCUUUUUUUAAAUGGUGCAAUAUUUUCUGGGGUUUGUAUAUAUAUAAAUAGUUCCAUUUAAUUAAAAAAAUCUCCACAUACAAA
Messenger RNA from Nestor notabilis (Kea), 2490 nucleotides. RefSeq names its product nicastrin (gene NCSTN). Lineage: Eukaryota; Metazoa; Chordata; Aves; Psittaciformes; Psittacidae. The annotation marks the transcript as partial. Gene Ontology annotation, cellular component: membrane. Gene Ontology annotation, biological process: Notch receptor processing; protein processing. The record is from RefSeq and is a predicted model, not a curated record. The transcript is spliced from 15 exons.